Molecule: messenger RNA, 885 nt
Organism: Talaromyces marneffei
Lineage: Eukaryota; Fungi; Ascomycota; Eurotiomycetes; Eurotiales; Trichocomaceae
Exons: 3
Coding region: 1-885 (294 amino acids)
Biological process (GO): carbohydrate metabolic process
Molecular function (GO): hydrolase activity, hydrolyzing O-glycosyl compounds; chitin binding
Source: RefSeq, a predicted model, not a curated record
AUGACAGCUUACUCCCAUCUGAACUUCGCUUUUGCGUUUGUGGACCCGAAGACCUUUGAGGUCGCGCCCAUGUCUGAAGGUGAUACCGCGCUUUAUCCACGGUUCACAGCUCUAAAGACAUAUAAUCCUGGACUGGAGACAUGGAUCUCCAUCGGAGGCUGGUCCAUGAAUGACCCUGACCAGCCCACUGCGACGACCUUUUCCGACCUUGCCGGCUCUGGCAGUGCCCAGACCGCAUUUUUCCAGUCACUCGUUCACUUCAUGUCGACGUAUGGCCUUGACGGCGUUGACAUUGAUUGGGAAUACCCUGUUGCCCCCGAGCGUUCCGGAAAGCCCGCAGAUUUUGCCAACUAUGUCUCCUUCCUCAAGAAGCUUAGAGAUGCUCUCGGGGCGGGUGGCCACAAAUAUGGUCUAUCCAUUACCCUGCCUUCCUCGUACUGGUAUAUGCAAAACUUUGAUAUCAAGUCCAUCGAGCCCGUUGUUGACUGGUUUAACGUCAUGACUUAUGAUUUGCAUGGUAUUUGGGACUCCACGGAUCCGUAUAUCGGCAGUGUUAUCAAUGCCCACACUAACCUCACGCAAAUUGACCAAACACUGGAUCUUCUCUGGAGAAAUCAGAUCGACCCCAGCAAGGUGGUCAUGGGAAUGGGCUUCUACGGCCGUAGCUUCACCUUGGCCGAUCCGAGUUGCAAUACCACUGGAUGCCCCUUUCCCGGGGGCGGCAAUGCCGGGCCAUGUUCGGCCUCCUCAGGCACUCUCAUGUAUUCAGAGAUCGGGGAUAUCUUGGCCAACGGAGCGACUGUUGUCGAAGACAAAACUGCUGGUGUAGCCAUUGUGACUUGGGGCAAGACCAGUGGGUAUCCUAUGAUAAUAACAACACCUUGA